UUUUUAGGCAUUAUUGAUGUGUUCACGAUGUAUUAGAAAUGAUAAUUGGAAAAAUGAAAAAACGGGUCGUUGUAAAACUUGCGGUAUGGACAUGCCUAGAAUGAGAACUUGGACUGCAGCGGAUUUUUUAAAUCCUUUGCGUGAAUUUUUGGAAUGGUUGAUUAAUGGAUUGGGGAAUGAGCGAUCAUGGAAAACAUAUGCUAUUUCUCAUUAUGGGGGGUUUCUUUUGUUGUAUACUCUUUUCUCAUUAUUAAUUUAA
Molecule: messenger RNA, 259 nt
Organism: Meloidogyne enterolobii
Lineage: Eukaryota; Metazoa; Nematoda; Chromadorea; Rhabditida; Meloidogynidae
Source: the annotation of a GenBank genome assembly